UCUCGUGAAAGAAAAACUCUGCCUAUUGCACAUAUAGCCAGCCAAGCGGCGAGGACUGCCUGUUUUUUUUUUGUAGAGUGAAGAGUGACGGUUACGAAAAGAAAAAAAAAGUUGGAUAAAAUUUAUUCGCGACCGCGUCGUCAUUUUUCGCAACAAAUUGCUGACGAAAUUUGGCUCAGUGUAUUGGUGAAAAAUCGGUUGGUUGGUGGAAACUCGCCACCGAAAAAUAAGAAGGCUCAACCAUGUGAGAGGUGGUCGAAGACGAAAGUGAAGGCGCAGCAGUGACCGAACCCCGAAAGAGAGUGAAAACUGAUGGAAAAAUCCGUGAGCCGUGUCCGUUUUUCCAUGGCGGCGAAGAUUUGAUCAUUGGAGAUUCGCCGAAAAAAAAACCGAGAAGAUUUUGGCAGAUUUACGACCGUUUAGUGAUAGUGACCAUUUCGAAGAAGAUUAACUCCUGAACGAACCAACUAGACCUGCAAGGUGAAUCUGAUAGGCGAAUUAAAAACAGCUUCAGCGAUCGAAUCAACGAACCCACCAGCAAGUGAGGGAAGUUCGACGAACGCCGUACAAAAGCUGCGCGUGGUGAUGCAAAAGAUAUGAACACUGAACCGAAACCGAACGCGAAGAAAGUGCGGAAAAUGAAAAGUGAUUCUUCGUUAAACGAUAAAUUCGGAUAGCCAAACAGUACUAGUAGUGUGUCCGUCAAAAAUGGCGGAAAUCAUCAAGCGACGGCGGCACCACGUGGUGUUGGCCCUUUUCGUACUACUUGCCAUCGUGGGAUCACACCGGGCGUACGGCCAACGGGACACGAUCUGUCCACCGCAGGACAUCAUCCUGCCGUGCCGAUGUUCGCAACGGGCCAGCGAGAUUCAGAUAUGGUGUUCGCACAGCGAUCUCCCGCGAGUUCUGACCGGGCUGAAAGCGGUCUCCAAGGCCAUCAACCGGCCCAUUGACGAGCUGAUCCUGGAGAACAACUUCCUACCGUCACUGCCGGGAAGGACCUUCGCACCGUUGAACAUUCUACGGUUGAUGCUCCGACACAACGGGCUCGAGCGGGUCUCCAAUGGGUGGCUCAACGAUCUGGACAAAAGUCUCGUCGAGGUUUUUAUCGUGGAACGUAAUUUACGCAGCCUGCCUGCCGAUAGUCUGGUCGGUCUACGGAAGCUGGAAGCCGUAACGAUUCAGAGUGACAGCUUGAAGCGUUUGCCGGACUUUUCCGGCUUACCCAAGUUGAGAUACGUCAGUGUUCAGAGUUCCUCGUUGAUCGAGGUUUCGCCGCAGAGUUUCCGGGAUUUGAAGAACCUGGAGACGGUGAACAUCGCCGGGAGUCGUACUCUGACUCGACUGGAGGGUGGACUGUUCAACGACCUCCCCAAGUUGAACUUGAUCAAUCUCGCCGAGAAUGGGAUCGAUUGGGUCCACUUGAGGGCGUUCGUAGGACUGCCCAACUUGAAGACACUACAGCUUAGUGGUAACAAGAUCGCCGACGCCGGAAUGAUUGGUAGAGCGGUGAAAGACAUUCCAAACUUGUCAAUUUUGAAGAUCGAUCGUAAUGUGAUAUCCAAACUGAACGAAGCCAGUUUCGUUGAUCUUCCUUCGUUGAAGGAACUGUAUCUGAACGAUAAUACAAUCACUGAGAUCUACCACGGAGCAUUCCACAGGACUCCAAGUCUAAAGCUGGUGCACUUGGAGAACAACUAUCUCCGGAGAGUCCAUCCGGAGUCGUUCCUGCAAGCAUCCGGAAGUGGAGUUGAGGUGAUUCACCUGCACCAGAAUGAAAUCGGACGCGUUGAAGAACUUCGAUCUCUGCUAGACGCUUUACCUAUGCUACGAUUCCUCGAUUUAAGCUACAACAAGCUGGAAUCCAUUCCAUUCGGUGCCCUACGAGGUCACGGAACCUUAGAACAACUAUACCUGAACAACAACCGAAUCCGUAUGAUCGAGCGAGACGCCUUCAUGGCCAUGCCCGGCCUUCGCGAACUCCGCCUAAGCAACAACUCUCUAACCGACCUGCUACCGAUGCCCUUCUGGAACCUCCCCGGACUAAAGGGAAUCGACAUCUCGUACAACAACUUCCGCCGAGUGGAUCCAACCCUGCUCGUCGGCGUCCCUUCCCUGCGAAGAUUCGACAUCAGUGGCAACUCCCUCAGCAUCCUCGAUCCAGCUGCCUUCACGCACACCCCAAUGCUCGAGACCGUCAACAUCUCCUUCAACGAGCUCAGCCUGAUCCACCCAGCGACCUUCCGCGACCUGAACCACAUGUUCGAGAUCGACGCUGGCAACAACAAACUGCAGGAGAUCAUUCCAGGACUCCCGAUCGCGAUCGAACGGAUCAACCUACAACAAAACCAGAUCGCCAACUUCCCCCAAAACCCAACCAACUCGCUCGAUCUCCCCGCACUCCGCAUGCUGGACAUCAGUGGUAACCUACUGACCCGCGUGGCAAAGGGAUCCUUCCAGACGACACCCCAGAUGCGCAUCCUCAGCAUGGCUCGUAACCAACUGCAGAGCAUCGACGAAGGCAGCCUAACCGGGUUGAACCGACUGGAAGUGCUGAACCUGCAGGAUAACCGCCUACUUGCCCUGCACGAACGAUCGCUCGCUCCGCUGGAGAACCUUCGCGAUCUCAACCUGCAGGGAAACCGUAUUGAAGUGUUGGUUGACAAUCUGCUCGAUAGCAACGGGAACCUGGAGCGAUUCGAUGCUUCGCGGAACAGUAUCGUUGAGAUUUCGUCGAAGGCGUUCCGCAACAGUAGAUCGCUGCAGGUUCUGGACUUGUCCGGAAAUAAGUUGAGGGAGCUACCAGAAUCGCUUUCCGGACUAUCCGAGCUUCGAGAAAUUGACGUCAGCUUCAAUCAGUUGACGGAACUGACGCCGACGGUGCUGGGAUCGUGGAGAAACUUGGAAGAGCUCAAAGUUUCGAACAAUAAGGUGAACCAACUGCAUCAGGGAUCGCUCAGGAAUCUACCACUUCUUCAGUACAUGGAUCUGUCGAGCAAUGAGCUGACGACUUUGGACCACGGAUCGCUGAGAAACCUACCGGAGCUGCAAGAGUUGGUGCUAGCGGACAACCGAUUGACCGAUUUGAAGGAUCGAGUGUUUGAGGAUCUUCCCAAUCUUCAGGCCGUCCACCUCCAGCAGAACAACCUGCAGCUCAUCUCGCCGCACACCUUCUACCGGUCGCCUUCGAUCGUCUACCUGAACCUGUCCGCCAACCAGUUCCGCAGUCUGGACAGCGUCGGGCUGCGCAGCGUACGGAACCUGGAGGUGCUCGACCUGUCCGGUAACUUUAUCCGCCGGAUUACGCCGAACCCGCUGCGCGGACUGGACUGGCUGGUGGAGCUGAAGCUGGACGAUAACAAGAUCUGCGGCAUCCAGGGCGAACCGUUUGCGACGAUGCCGCGGCUGCGGGUGCUCAGCAUUCGGAACAAUCGGAUGUCGCGUGUGCCGGAGCUGAUAUUCCGCAACUUGAGGAGCAACAUUGCGAUACUGGAUGUUGAUGGUAACCCACUGGACUGCAACUGCGACAUGCUGUGGUACCUGGCUUGGCUGCAGGAGACCAGGAAUCUCUACCCGGGACCGCGCUGCCGGGACGGAAAGAUGUUGAUGGAUAUGCGACUCUCGCGGAACGAGUGCCAAUCGGAUGCCAGAACGGGAACCGGUCCGGACGAGCAAUUCCCGCUAACCAACGAUCACGGAGAUGUGUUCCUACGGGCGGCGGACUUUGACGACUGCGAGUCGGAGAACUACGAAGCGCUUCCGCCGGGACCUGCGCCGGGUAUCGUGCCGGGUGUGGCCGUUGCACCCUUACCGGUGGAAAGUGAGUACUUCUCCAACCAGUACAUUGACUAUCCCAAUGCGCUGAACGACAGUAACCUGGUGGGACGGACUAAUGGAUCUGCUACCUCCUUUUCAGGAGAGCCCCCGGGUCGGCACAACUUUACCCAGAACUUCAUCGACUUCAACAAUAACAAGUUUAAUCAGGUGCCACCGCAGGUGCAGAACAAUUCUCCGUUCACGUUCUUCGGAGUACCGAUACCUAGCUUGAACAUUGGGAAGAUGUUUGGGGGAUCGGGAAGAAGUUCCAACAACCGAGCGAAUGCCGGAACUCGUGGAACGGGUCGUGUUCAGGUGUAUCGACCUGGCGAACCUUCGAUCACUUCCAUAUUCAAGAACGAAGAUCGCCACGACAUAGCGAUACCUCCGAAGAACUCGGAAGACAACCAGGAAAAGAACCCUGGAGCGUCAAACGACAACAACCUGUUCUACAGACCGUACUUCCAUACGUCCUUCCAAAAGCCAGACAUCCAAAAGGGUGGAUUCACCCCUGUGAUCCCUGGUAGUGAAGGUGGAUUCUCACCAAUCACAGAUCCCACGGUGAAGAUCAUCAAGCAGAACAUCUCCGGCCCGGGACGGUGGCCCGACGAGUUCCGGGAUCGUGUCUCUCUAGUGUCCGAUACCAACAGCUAUCUUCAGAAGAACCAAUUCAAGGCCACGAUCAAACCAUCCCAUCACGCUCCCUACUUCGUGGACGGAAUAACGUACGGAGAUCCGGUGCAGACGCCUCCUCCACCAAAGAAGACCGGAGAAUCGAACAAGGACAGUACAAACCGCUUGGAGGUCACCGAGCGACCCAAUCCAACGGGAACUCACAGCACUCCGCGCAAUUCGGAAAUGGAAGAAGACGAAGACGAAGAAGAUGAGGAAGAUACCGAAGAUCAGAUCGAGCAAGAUCAGGCUCCUCCGUACCGCGAUCCUCCCAAGUACGAAGACAGCGACAUUACGACCCGGUUAUCGAUAGAACUUGGAACGGCCACCACUGCCGGACCCCAACCGGACUACAACAAACCAUACACACUGCACAAGAACGAACCAACCGUGGUCCGAGAGUUGACCCGUGCCCCAUCCAGCGAAUUCUACGACGCGGUCAACCACUCGCCAAGUUCCCUCUCAGCGCUGGUAUCCUCCUCGGGAACCACCGCCCAAAACAACGUCCCCAGCGGAGCUGGAUCCGCAAAACGACCCCCGGGAAAAUCAACCAUCGUAAAGGUGGCAGCCCCCUCCUCCACCGUAACCCCAUUCGUCGGAAGUUCCCCCCGCGGGGACGAAUACUCACCCGGAACGCACCGAACCGGCCUGGCCAAGUACCAACCCGACGGGGGUGACUUUGUCACGCAGAGCAUCGCGGACCUGGCCCAGCAUCACCACAACCAUCCGAUCGGCGGGAACGAGAUUCGGAAGCGCGAAGACAUGGACUGGUACUAUGCGACGUACAACCGGACGCCGAUCUACGACGAGUUUGAGCCGGGGCUGAACUCGUUCAAGAGUGGUGCUGGCAGAGGAGGGCAAAGCUUGGCGUUGGUUGUGUUGGGGAUGGCCGCCGUCGGAACCAUUUGGAGAAGAUGUUUUAUGAUUUAGUGAGUAAGAGAAGUUGUGCACCAGAGCGGAGUUUGAAGAUUGAACAGUGAAAACACAAUCAGUCGAAGCAGCAGUGAUAUAAGUUAAGUGGAGCGCCUUAUGAAUUCCAUCCAUGUGUAAAAAGAUUUCAAGAAUCCUUUGAAUAAAGUUGUAUAAUAGUUGUAGUUUUA
Culex pipiens pallens (northern house mosquito) is the source of this 5588-nucleotide messenger RNA. RefSeq names its product protein artichoke (gene atk). Gene Ontology annotation, molecular function: protein binding. Lineage: Eukaryota; Metazoa; Arthropoda; Insecta; Diptera; Culicidae. The transcript has 5 exons. The coding region runs from base 709 to 5418 and encodes 1569 amino acids. The record is from RefSeq and is a predicted model, not a curated record.